UCAACAAUAAUCUUCUAACGAGUUCCUUACACCAUAAAGUUUUCCUCCAUAUCAGCCUCACGUUUUGUUCCUUGUGAUACAAGGUGUGCAGAUGUAUGUUAGAAUUAUACCGCCGCCCAAGACUAGAGCAAUCAUAGCCAAAGUCGUCCAUAUGUUUGAGCUCGAAGUGACGCGGGUUGGCACCAGCUUUUUUAUUGUGGGCAAUUCUGCAACUUCUUCGGUUGUCAAACCCCAUCUUCUGGUCUUAGCGAUCAGGGAUCUCAAGCGUCGCGACGCCUUCUCGCAGGACUUCUUCGAUGUCCGCUUGGAUAAGCCGUCUAAACAAUUCUCGAAGUGUCCCAUAAUACCGCGACGUGUCUCAUUCUUGAGUCAAUUCAAGCUUAGCAACAAGUUCCAAUCAUCGACCGAAAUUGUCGAGAAGGGCCAGAAUCAAGUAAUGGACGCGUAAAUCGACGUGCGAGUCCUAUCGUUUUCGUCCAAUGCUAUAUCAUAAUUUUGCGCCAUUUUCAAAUAUAUCAAGGAAAAUAUAUUAUAUCUGAAAUUUAAACAGUCUUCUUAAUUUAUGCUGUACCUCACUUUGAAGAAGAAUCCAUUUCGUCCGAUAAAUUAUCAUUGUAGAGACUGGUGAUGCGAUCUUUGUUUCGACAGAUUUUAUUGAUCAUUAUGAGAAUUCUUGUGUUGUCGUUUUUGGCAUAAUUAUUCUAAUAAUGCCAUUAUCUUUGGUACAUUCAUCAUUGUUAAACAAAAGCGUUAGUUUUAUAGAAUGUUGAAAUAUCACUCUUAUACACUUUCGCGCUUAGCAAUUUGCGUAACUUCAUUUUCUAGCAUUUUUAAUACUUAUUCUUUAUGAGGAGCAAUGUGGUCCAAACGA
Molecule: messenger RNA, 871 nt
Organism: Cyphomyrmex costatus
Lineage: Eukaryota; Metazoa; Arthropoda; Insecta; Hymenoptera; Formicidae
Exons: 1
Coding region: 92-448 (118 amino acids)
Source: RefSeq, a predicted model, not a curated record